This is a messenger RNA of Vicia villosa (hairy vetch), 671 nucleotides long. Its product is annotated as large ribosomal subunit protein eL30. The transcript is spliced from 5 exons. Gene Ontology annotation, cellular component: cytosolic large ribosomal subunit. The record is from RefSeq and is a predicted model, not a curated record. Gene Ontology annotation, molecular function: structural constituent of ribosome; RNA binding. NCBI's taxonomy places the organism in Eukaryota, Viridiplantae, Streptophyta, Magnoliopsida, Fabales, Fabaceae. Bases 130 to 468 code for a protein of 112 amino acids.
AAUAAAGCCCAAUUAGCCGAAACAAUAGCAGAAAUAAAUAAAUUGUCAAAACCCUAAUUGCACUUUCACUACGUUCUGGUUUUCAGUCGUCUAGGGUUUCUGAAUUAUAGUUUAAUCUUCGACUCAACCAUGGUGGCCGCAAAGAAAACUAAGAAGACACAUGAGUCUAUCAACAACAGACUCGCUCUUGUGAUGAAGAGUGGGAAGUACACAUUGGGUUAUAAAACUGUUCUCAAAUCUCUCAGGAGCUCCAAAGGGAAGUUGAUUAUCAUUGCUAACAAUUGCCCACCAUUGAGAAAGUCUGAGAUUGAGUACUAUGCUAUGUUGGCGAAGGUUGGAGUUCAUCACUAUAAUGGAAACAAUGUUGAUCUCGGAACUGCUUGUGGAAAGUACUACAGAGUGUGCUGUCUCAGCAUCGUAGAUCCUGGUGAUUCUGAUAUCAUCAAGUCUUUGCCUGGAGAUCAAUAGAGCUGUUGCAUUAUGACUCUGAUUUUUGUCACUUUUCAAACAAACAUAUGGUUUUCUGUUUGCUGCUUGUUUUUGCUUAUUAAGACAAUGUUAGAAACAAAUUUAUGUAGACUUCGGGAAGUAUCGGGAUAUUUGAGUAUUAUGAUCAAUCGACUGCUAUUUUUUCUUAAAAAUGGUUUUAUCAAGCUACGUAGUUCUCCAAA